UAAGUGUUAAUGGAGAAGGUCCACACGUUUGGAACAACGCUCCUGACAUACAGUCAUACUCAGGAACGUAAAGUAAGUCCAUCAGCUGGAGUCUCAGACGUGUGCCGCCUUGUUUUCUGUAGAAAAUGUCCAGUGCCAAAGUGAAGAUGCGGGAGAAGAAGAUGAGAAACCAGCCCACCAGUGUGCAGUAUCCAUCCUCUCCCAUGGAUGUGGAGAGCAGCGCGCAGAACGGAGGUGGUGGUGGUGGUGGUGAUGGUCCAUCAGGCAUCCAUCCAUCUACAGAGAGGUCGAAGAGCCCUCACUGCAUUGGAUGGGUCCGUGGACACCGGAAGGAUGGUGGAAGCUACGCCAAGGAAAUGCCCAAGUACAUCACUGCUGGUGCUUUUGCUAAGGCCAGGGCAUCAGAGGUGAGUGCCAUGUUGAAAGCCGUCACCAAGACGACGGGCAGCUGCCAUGUGUUCGGAGCCCUGCCCAAACACAUGAGGAGACGGGCCAUGAGCCACAACACCAAGCGGCUCCCUCGCAGACUGAGAGAUGUGGCCAACAGAAUGCGGGAGAAGAGCCUCCAGGCUGGCUCGAAGAAGAAGAAGGAACAGGCAAAGAGCAAGAGCCGCAAGGCGCGCCGCCGGCACGGAAACCUGCUGCUGGAGUUCAACCGCCGUCAGAGGAAGAACGUAUGGCUGGAGACACACAUUUGGCACGCCAAGCGCUUCCACAUGGUGAAAAAGUGGGGCUACUGCCUCGGGAACAGACCCACAUACAAAUGUUACCGCCCCUGCUACAGAGCCAUGAGCAGCCACUGCUUGUUGCAGGAUCUUUCAUACUACUGCUGCAUAGAGCUGCAGGGAGAGGAAGACAAGCUGCUGGCUUCUCUGUCACAACUGACCAGCAAGGAAGCUGGUCCUACAUUUGCUGCAGCACCGUGUCUCUCAGGGCGAAGACAGGGCAGUGUGGUGGUGUUCAGAGCGGGGUGUUACCCCUCGCAGCCCCUGGGCCCUGUUACCUUUCUCUGGAGACCCCGUACACAGGGCUCAACUCACAGACAGCUGUGGAUCUGGGCUCAUCCCACUAUUAAACAGGAUCUUCUCCCUGAGUUGCAAAGUGUGUGCCAAUGUUGUGAGGCUGUAGUCCCUCCAGUUGUGCCUGUGGUAACACCUGUAGAGGGUGCUCCCACCCCAGAACCAGAACUUAAACCUGAAAAGACCUCUGAGGCCAUACAGAUCCCCGGAACCAAGAGAAAGCGGAACUCUAAGAAUGCCAGUGGACCCCCUGCCAAGAAGAUCCUGGGAGAUGGAACCAGAUCUCCCACCACCCCGGUCACAUGGAGGUCCAGCUCAACGGGAAUAGUUAUAAAUGAUCUCACCAUGGAGAUCGUACGCUUUCGCCUGAUUGGACCACAGUCCCACACUGUUCUGGCCGAAACUUUGGAAGCCGCUACAGCCUGUGAUGAAAUAAAUAAAUCCCAGCCGUCGUCCCUUUGGUGGCCUGAGCACUGCAAAGACGAGAGCAAGAUGAAUCUGCAUCAGCAGCAAGCUGAUAUAUUUCACACACUGAAAGACAUCUAUUCAACGGGAGAGCUCCCCUCAGGCACAGUGCUGGGUCUGGCUGUAGAUGACCCCAGGCUGACUUUACCAACAAAGAGGGUUAAAGCUUUGCCCUGUGUAAAGCAGACGCAAGAGGUGGACGAGGAGAAGAGGAGGGAGCUGAUGCUACAAGGAGUGCCAGAACACUGCUGUCAGAGUUUCCUGUGGGAGCAGUCUGUACGGGACAACGUCACCGAUAACAAGAUAUCAGAGCAGGAGUUGAACCGUAUGAGGAGUGAGGUGCUGGUGCCAGGCUCCAGGCUGGGCACCACUCCCCUGCAGGGCCGAGUCCCCAUUCUGCUGGUUCACCAGCCUGGCAAGCAGGUGGGACAUGAGAUGAGCUCCUGGGGUGCUGGAUGGGACCUGCUGCUUCCUAAAGGCUGGGGCAUGGCCUUCUGGGUCCCACUGGUGUACAGAGGAGUUCGCAUCGGUGGGCUGAAUAUGAGUCUGAAACACUCUCAGAAUAAAGGAGCCCCGCACUUCCCCCAUGAUUACCCAGACUGCCCUGCGGGCAUUCGUUUUCAGGAGGAGCAGGAGGCCGAACUCCUGGACAAGUUCAGAAGGCGUCCGCCCGCCAAAAGGACCAAUUACAUUAAACAUGGCUGUCUGGCUCCGUUCCGUUGCCCAUGGCAACAGCUGGCUGAGGAAUGGGAGCUUAUCACAAGGGAAGGAAGACAGGAGAGGAAAAGAGACAGCCCGACCGAAACCACAACAGACCCUGACACGGUUAUGGAGGAGACAUCGCAUCAAGAUGUCGCUGUAACAAAGCCUCAGAGCUGCUUCACUGUACUGAGGAACAGGAAGUCUCUCAGACUGCUCUCCGGUUGGUGCAGACCCACGACCUCUAAAGGUCAGAGGCGGCGGCGCGUCGGGGAGGUGCCGCCUCUCGACUCUUCAGCUGCGACGUUGUUUCUCACAGAGCACGGGAUGAGUCUGGUGUGGGUGCGUCUGUCGUUGUUAUCUAAGGGCAAACCGGAGCUCCAUGCCAUGGUGUGUGUGCCAAUCACAGAGGACCUGAAGCUGCUGAGCAACGGGUCCGACAGCAGCGGCCCCCAGGAGCCACCGCACAGAAACCACUUUAAAAGCAGAAUUAAACGCAGAAAGAAGGGCUCCAAGAAAGCUGCUACUUUCUCUUUGUCCUCUGACAAGACUGAGGGUAAAGGGUCAGACCUUCCCUCUGCCUCUGAACCAAACCUCGCCACUUCUGCUGAAGACCCCAAAUUAUCCUCGGAGACUUCAAAAGAUCUCAUCUUCGGGCUGUGGCCGGAUCCCCUGCCGAGCAUCAUCUCUCACUGCUCCAGAGUGACUCUAGGCUGGGUCACGCAGGGCGACUUCUCCCUGUCUGCAGGCUGUGGGGAGGCUCUGGGGUUUGUCAGCGUCGCUGGUCUUGUCAACACCCUCCUCAGCCAGCCGAGCGAACACAGAGGAACGCUGCUGUUGCGCAACCCCACGUCCCUUCAUUACCGCUUUGCUAAAAUCAACAUAGAGGUCUGAUUGAAGCAUCUGAUCAGAUGCAGAACUUGAUUUCCCAUAAACUCUGAAUUCUGCUUUAAUGGAGAAACAUGAACACAACUUUUGUCCUAAGGUUAUAUGCAAUUAGGCUGCAUGAUGCGUCAUUAACUAAGUGAUCUCACAGAAUCCCUGUGCCUUUACUCUAUCUUUCUGGUAUUGUGCCAUCAUCUACCCUACAGUGUUGGCUGAGGACUUAAUGCCAUGCAUGUGGAAUGACGACCAGCUACCCUGCUACCAGGUGUCAGUACUGAAAAGAGAAUUUUUAGUUGUGUAUAUUUUACUCUUGUCAGAGACAUCCUCAUCGUUUCAGCUGAAUAAUGUUGGUUGUUUUUGCACAUUUCAUAUCAAUUCCUUUGUCAGAGGAAUCAGUUAAAAAAUAGACCUGAAUGAAAACUUAGUUUCAGUUAGAAAUAUCAGUUAAGUGUUUUAUCAACUGGGUUUCAAAAAGGUAUUAAUUUAUGGCUUAUUGUGCUUCCUUUUAUAUCCAGACUGAAAGAUGCUGAGAGCAUUUAUGUUGGUGGCAUUCUUUUGUUUUCAAAAAGUCAGAUUAACGGGUUUGGAUUUGAGGAAUGUGCCAGUUUCUGUUUAAAAAUGCCACAGAAAAAGUUUUUGUUUGAACAUAAGCUAAUAAAAUACUGCACAUGA
Molecule: messenger RNA, 3740 nt
Organism: Toxotes jaculatrix (banded archerfish)
Lineage: Eukaryota; Metazoa; Chordata; Actinopteri; Toxotidae
Gene: pop1
Product: POP1 homolog, ribonuclease P/MRP subunit
Exons: 16
Coding region: 126-3077 (983 amino acids)
Biological process (GO): tRNA 5'-leader removal
Cellular component (GO): ribonuclease MRP complex; nucleolar ribonuclease P complex
Source: RefSeq, a predicted model, not a curated record